Messenger RNA from Vigna angularis (adzuki bean), 1788 nucleotides. RefSeq names its product polyadenylate-binding protein-interacting protein 12. The transcript has 12 exons. Bases 301 to 1437 code for a protein of 378 amino acids. Lineage: Eukaryota; Viridiplantae; Streptophyta; Magnoliopsida; Fabales; Fabaceae. The record is from RefSeq and is a predicted model, not a curated record. Gene Ontology annotation, molecular function: RNA binding.
UAUUUUUCUUAUUUGUUUGAUACGUUCAUCAUCAUCAACAUCAUCAUCAAAUUGGACGUUCUUCUGAGGAAGGUCCAAAAAGUCAGUGCAGCGAAAACGGACGAUCCGAAGAAUACCUUUUUCACCUCUCCUCAAAAUAAUCACCAUCUUCCUCUUAUUCACUGAAAUAUUGUACCUGACGAUCUUCUCACUUUGAUCUUAUAUCAAUGGAAAUUUUUUAGAUAGAACUCGGAUUCGCAGAAUAAUCUGAUUGCAUAGGAACAAAAAAGAUAGCACCUUUUUCUCCCUACACAAGUGAUUAUGGCCGUUCCUGAGAAUGUCGGGGCCAAAAUCGGUUCUUCCAGUCAAAAUUUGGACAACAGUGUAGUGUCAUCGGACUCGGGUGAGGUUGAACAAUCGAAACCCCGAGGCGGGUCCAUCAACGGCGAUCAGAGGCUGAACAACGGCGUCUUCAACCACCAAGAUAGAGUUCCUAGCACUAUGUCAGUGUCCAAUGGGAAUUAUAACUACAAGGCUCAAAUGGGUCAGAUGCAUGGAAAUGGGGUGAACAACGAUGGGUAUGGGAUGAAUGAGGAGAAUGGGGGUGAGAGUUUUAAGAGUGAUAUGAGGGAUUUGGAAGAGCUUUUGUCAAAGUUGAAUCCCAUGGCUGAGGAAUUUGUGCCCCAUUCAGUAACCAAUACUCUUGGCUACCUGCCUGGACCUGGUGCCGGUACCGGUAAUGGUACUGGAUUUGGUUACCCUAAUAAUUUUAUUAUGCUCAAUGGUUAUGGUAAUGCUAAUGGUCAAACUAACAGAAGGAGGAAGAAUAAUUAUAAUAAUGGAAAGCGAAGAGUGAAUCAUAAAAUAGAUAUGGAGAAAAGAGAAGAGAUGAUUAAGAGGACUGUUUAUGUGUCUGACAUUGAUCAGCUGGUCACUGAAGAGCAGUUGGCAGCACUGUUUCUUAACUGUGGCCAGGUUGUUGAUUGCCGUGUAUGCGGAGAUCCUAAUUCUAUUCUUCGGUUUGCCUUCAUCGAGUUUACAGACGAAGAAGGUGCAAGAGCUGCUUUGAGCCUGUCGGGAACCAUGCUCGGAUAUUACCCUUUGCGAGUUCUGCCUUCAAAAACUGCUAUUGCACCUGUUAACCCAACAUUUUUGCCCAGGUCUGAAGAUGAAAGGGAGAUGUGUUCAAGAACAAUUUAUUGCACAAAUAUUGACAAGAAGCUUACUCAAGCCGAUGUCAAACACUUCUUUGAAUCUAUUUGUGGAGAGGUUCAACGGUUGAGGCUUCUUGGGGAUUACCAUCAUUCAACUCGAAUUGCUUUUGUUGAGUUCACUCUGGCCGAGAGUGCAAUUGCUGCUCUAAGCUGCAGUGGUGUGAUUCUUGGUUCAUUGCCCAUAAGGGUAAGUCCAUCGAAGACACCAGUUCGAUCGCGUGCUCCUCGUCCUUCCAUGCACUGAAUCAACUAUCCAUGUUUCUGGGGUUGAUAGCUGCUCUGAGAUAUAUUUACAUAUAUACAUACAUAGAAACAGAUAUGUUCUAAGGAACAUGUGGCAUUUAGUUGGUACUUAUGUCCUGGUGUCUCGCAGUAUGGUUAUCUUUGGUUCUUCCCCUUGGGAUUAUGGCUUCUUUCUUUAGCUUGUAGAGUCGGGUCGUACUUGGAGGAUCUCGAUGGCUUAUUAUGAUACAUCAUCCUGUGAUAUCUUGACCUUUCAAGGAGAGAAUUUUAUUGUCGGAUGUUUCUGACUUGUGGAAUUUAUUUCAAGAAACAUGUUACAAAGCCUUCAUUAGUCAUGAGGGUGUUUUCAUCA